AUGACAACCGGCCAAUCCAACCAUCCCCUCGAAACCCUUGGCCCCUUCCACCCCCCCAAAGUCGACCGCCAAGCCAUCAAACCUUCCGUAGCCCGCCGCAUCACCAUCAAAGUAUCAGACCCACUCGACCACGAAGCCCCCGCCAUCCUACACGAACCCCGAAGCUACAACGCAGCCGGCCCAACUGGCAGCGCCGUAGUCCUAGUCUCCGGCGCUGGCGGUGGUGUCUCUGGUCCAGCAGGCAUCUACCCGUCUCUAGCAGACAAGAUCGCCCUCCUGCUCUCCGUGCCAUGUGUCCGGCUGGACUACCGUGAGCCAGCACAAACAGAAUAUUGUGUCGCAGACAUGCGAGCCUCAUUCGAUUACCUAGCAGAUCGUUUCGGCGCGACCCGCUUCGUGGUCGUGGGCUGGUCUUUCGGCGGGAGUCCAUGCUUCACAGUCGCAGCGCAAGAACCCACCCGUGUAUGCGGCGUCGCGACCGUCGCGUCGCAGACGGCCAACACGCAGGGCGUGAGGGCGCUCGCUCCGCGGCCGCUACUCCUUCUCCAUGGCGAGGACGACCAUGUCCUGGCGCCGUCAUGCUCGAAGACCCUAUUUAACCAGUACGGCGCCGGUGGCGAUCGCGAGAUGCGGCUUUUUCCUGGUGAUGACCAUGGGUUGACGAGGCAUGCGCCGGAGGUUGAGAGGAAGAUUUUUGUUUUUGCGGCGAGAUGUCUUGGGCUGAGUGAGCUCGUUAAUCAUGAGGUUUUGCUGCAGGUUGGCCAGGAUUUGGUGGGGGGAAGGGAGGGGAGGGUGAAGGAAAUGGAGAUGGGGCGGGAUCUUGAUGGUGGUGAGCGUUUGUUUUGA
Messenger RNA from Penicillium canariense, 846 nucleotides. RefSeq lists its product as uncharacterized. The transcript has a single exon. The record is from RefSeq and is a predicted model, not a curated record. The coding region runs from base 1 to 846 and encodes 281 amino acids. NCBI's taxonomy places the organism in Eukaryota, Fungi, Ascomycota, Eurotiomycetes, Eurotiales, Aspergillaceae.